AGACAACUGAAACGCCCAAGGCAUCAAGCAUCAGACCAGGACCAAGCGCUGACAUGCAGUCUGACUGGAAUCCACGAGCAGCUAGGGGAAGAUAUGCAGGAGCUGCAACCAGCCAAAAUACUUUGGUUUUUUUUGACCUGGAAACCACCAGCUUGGGUGUCUCGCAGUGCGACAUUGUCCAGCUAUCUGCUGUCUGUGGUGACAGGACCUUCAACAAGUACGUGAUCCCAAGUCACAGCAUAACUGCGGGGGCGUCCAGGGUGACGGGUUUCACGGUGGAAGGCGGCAGGCUCCUGCAACACGGGCGCCUCAUGCGGACCGUCCCCCUGGGACAAGCGCUCUUUGAUUUCCUCACUUUCCUGCGCGGGUUCCACAGACCCAUCCUGGUGGCACACAACGCGCUCGACUUCGACGCCCCCAUCCUCCUCCGCAACCUGAGCAGUUUCUCCCUCUGUAAUGAGCUGACGCGGAUCAUCGUAGGCUUCCUGGAUACCUUACGGCUCAGCAGAGACCUCCCGGAAUGCUCCGGGCUCACGAAGUUCUCGCAGGAAUACCUUGUUAAAUGGUUCCUGGGCAAGUCUUACAUGGCACAUGACGCUCUGGAAGAUUCCAAGCUCCUGCAGGAACUGUUCCGUGUUUGGAGUCCGAGCCAAAUGCUCUUAGACAAACACCUGUAUCCAAUAGAUCAGGUACAAUUCUAGCUUCCAGUUUCCAAAGCUAGCGGGUACCCAGGAGGAAUGUUUACAGGGUAGGGCAAUCCCCUAGUUAAGAAUACCCGACUUGCGAACCACUCGUACUUACUAUUAUAAAUUCGGGUUAAAUACAAUGAUUCAUAACAACAAACGCACGCAUUUCUUUGUGAUGCUCGUGAAAAUGUUGCGCGACUUCAGCGGUUCGUCGGCUCCAGUCACAAUACAGUACCGUACUUAGUUAUUUUUAUUGUUAAUUAUUAUUAAUAACAAUAAUAAUAAUAAUAUAGUAAUAAUAUUUUAAUAUAGUGUUAUUUUUCCGACAUUCGGAGCGGAACUCUUUGGUAACCUGGGCAGUGCCCUGUAUUUUUGAUGUCUAGGUCUGGUAUCCGUUAAAUGUGCCUCUAUAAAAUGGUGCUUUUUUUCAUUUAGCAAAUUGUCAUCUCACAGCUUCUCAUAUGGAUGUUAAAAUGACAUACGUUUACUUUAACUGCGUAAGUUCAUUUUUUUUGCCAUUGUUAAACGUAACUGCAUCACCAGCAAAAUAAUUUUAAUAUGCCAUAAUUUUAGUCAAAAUACUUACACGUCAUUUUCCACAUUACUGACACGAAAUCAUGCCUUUUAUUUCAUUGUAUGUACUUUUGCUUAAGAGUGAACUAUGGACCAAACUCGUAAAUGCAUUCUAGUCGUGUAUUCCAUCUUUACUCUUUAAUAAAAUUACGUCUAC
Brienomyrus brachyistius is the source of this 1416-nucleotide messenger RNA. RefSeq names its product protein PML-like. The transcript has 3 exons. Gene Ontology annotation, cellular component: cytoplasm. The coding region runs from base 54 to 701 and encodes 215 amino acids. Gene Ontology annotation, molecular function: 3'-5'-DNA exonuclease activity; nucleic acid binding. NCBI's taxonomy places the organism in Eukaryota, Metazoa, Chordata, Actinopteri, Osteoglossiformes, Mormyridae. The record is from RefSeq and is a predicted model, not a curated record. Gene Ontology annotation, biological process: DNA catabolic process.